Molecule: messenger RNA, 2846 nt
Organism: Schistosoma margrebowiei
Lineage: Eukaryota; Metazoa; Platyhelminthes; Trematoda; Strigeidida; Schistosomatidae
Source: the annotation of a GenBank genome assembly
AUACAAAUUACUGUAAUUGAAAUGACUCUCUAUUCUGAAUUUGUUCAGAGUGCACAAAUUCCAGCUAUGUCUAAACAAUCAUCAGAAUUAUUUAAACAACAACGACAACAACAAUCUCAUAUCACAUUUAAUCACAGUAAACAUCAUAAAGAUAAAUUAGACGAUACUGAUUCGGGAUUUUUAAGUAGAGCUACAAAUAUUGAAAAAUUAUCAAUUAAUAAUGUACAUGAUACAAUUUCUAUAGUACUUUCUAUUGAUUCAUUACAGUCAUCAGUUAAUGAACAUGAUCCCGACAAACGCCAACAAUCACAACGCAGAAGUUCAUCAGGACAAAAAUUAGCUAAAUUAUUAAAUGUUUUUACACCAUGUCGAAAUCGUAUUGCACGACGGAGUAGAUCAUUUGGUGAUAUAAAUAAAACUUUAAAAUCUAAUCAUAAAUUUAACUGGAAAUUUAACACUUGUUCAUCACAAUUGAAGGUUGUUGUACCCACAAAUGCUCCAUUGGUGACAUCACGUACCACAUUAUCAGUUUGCAGAAAACAUGAUGAUAUAUUAAAUGAAUUAAUACAUGAUGAUGAUAAUAAUAAUAAUAUUAAUAUUGACAAUAAUAAUGGUUCACCAUCAUCCUCCAUAUUUUUCAAUGCCAAUUGUUCUUAUUCUACGCAAUUAGAUAUUUUUAUUGCUGAACCAAAUCAAGAUUUGUAUGAAUUCCGUAGACGUUACCCAUCGCAAUUUCUAGCAUUAGUUACAAAUUAUUUAGGCUUUUUAGUAUUCACCUCAGAUGAAUUAGAUCAAAUUCGUGAAAUUUUAGUAAAAGAUGCCAAACAAUUACAAACUACAACGUUAACAUCAUCAACAACAUCGACAACAACAGUCAAGACAGAUUUGGAAACUAAUAAGUCCGAAGUCAGUGAUAAUAAUAAUAGUAGUAAUAGUAAUAAUACAAACGAAAGCAAUAGUAAAACACAGUAUACACCAAGAAAAAUGUUGAGUCGAUUACGUGAACAAAAACAAAAUGUUUCCAAAGAGAAUGAAAUUAAUCAUUGGUAUACAGUGGUCAAUGGAAUUUUACGAUUUAUGCUUAGAAAUAAAAAUUACAAACAUCGAUUUAUUUUUCGACGUCCUGGGAAUCAAUCAAAUGUAAAUAAUUUCGAAAAAAUUUUAUUUCAUCAACAUGGACCCUCAUCUACUUCAUUUUCAUCUUCCAAUAAUACUUCAUCAAAUUCAUUAGAAAAAUCCAAUUCAGCUAAACAAUAUGAAAAUCAGUUUACAACUGAAAUGAAUAAUAUUGAUCGAAUACUACAUGAACAUGAUCCAUCAGUAAUUGCUUGUUUAUUAGCUCGCAUUUUACGUAGACAAGGUAUUGGUUUAAUACCUAAUCCAUUACGUCGUUUAUUUAUUCAAUUAAUUAGUAGCAUCAAACAAAAUGAAAUUUAUCAACGUCGUGCUAUACGUUUAUUAUUUCUAUUAUGUCCAAUACGUUUAGUUCAACAAAUUAUUAAACCAUUAUUUGAAUUAAUGGCUACAGUUGCAAAUGAACCAGAUUGUGAAGUAGAUGAAAGUAGUUUAGCUGUAUUAUUUUCACCGAUAUUCUUUCUUGAUCGUUCAACUACUACACCAAUUUCAUUAGCUAAUCCAUUACCAAUACAUGUAUUAAAUUUAUGUGUUAAAUUAGCACGGGAUGAAUUAAAAACAAAUUUAUCUGUUACAAGAUUAUUUCAAGUUCCUUCGUUAUUUUUACAUGAUUGUACAAGAAAUUUAAUUUUACAUCAAACAUCAGACAGUCCUGCAUUGUGUUGUAGUCUUAAAUAUUGUGUUACUAUGACACCAAGUCCACGUUCACAAGGCAAGAAAUCGAAUGAAUCAUUGACAAAAUCGGAUACAUCUACCAUGAGUACAAAAUCAAAUAAUCCCAUAGUUAAUUUAACAGCCGCAUUCUUAGCUAAAAGACCACGUGCUCAUUCCCCAGUUUGUGGUAACUCAAAGGAUUGUGUCACUCCAUUAGUUAAAAAUACUUUACACGGUCCAACACUUGAUUUCCGAAUACGUCGUACACCUACACAUACUGUUUUACGUAAUCAAAAUGUAAAUAUGAUUCGUUCUCCUGUAUCAGCAAUUUAUGGUCAUUCAAAUGGAAAAUCAUCUAAAUCAGAAAAUCAAAUGAUAUAUCUAUAAUAACAACAAUAAUCCUAACGGCAAACAAAAGAGAAGCACAACAUUGAUUAAUCAUAUUCAUACAUAUUUUCAAUUGUAUUGUACAUAUCAUCACCUUUAUGUUUGAUAUCAAUCACUUUAAUAUUGUGUAAUUAUUGUAUUAUAUUCAUGGCAAAAGUCUAUACAGAUCAAUAUUGUUAACAAAUUGUUUCUUUCUUUCUUUCUGUUCAUAAUUUCAGUUGAUUUCUUUUAUUUCUAUUUCGUUUAUUUUCUUUUAUAUGUUAUACAACAAUUUCGAAUUAUUGUAUUUCCCCUAUCCCAACCUUAUUCAAUUUCGUUUUCCGGCAACGAACUCAUCCUCGUUAACGGUUAAAAGUGACGAAGAAUAAAGACAAUACUUAGUGUUGUAAAAUAAACUAAUAUUACGAUGAUUUUCAAAAGAAUCAAUAAAGAUUUUUGUAAUUAAUGUGUAUAUUAUUAGUAGUAUUAUUAACUAUUUUCCACUGUUUGCCUACACACAUCUAAUCAUUGUCUAUUACUCUCUGUUAUAUAUUCCUUAUAUUAUUUAAAAAGGCAAAUGAUAAAUUGUGUAAAUUUAUUCAUUUUUACAAAAUUGUAAAUAAUUUCAACUAAUUUGUUGUUUAUCAUUAAUUUUUUUAAUCUGAAUAUAAAUAAAAUUUGUAAAUAUUUUA